Molecule: messenger RNA, 2767 nt
Organism: Tetranychus urticae (two-spotted spider mite)
Lineage: Eukaryota; Metazoa; Arthropoda; Arachnida; Trombidiformes; Tetranychidae
Product: lysine-specific histone demethylase Su(var)3-3
Biological process (GO): regulation of DNA-templated transcription; chromatin remodeling
Cellular component (GO): nucleus
Molecular function (GO): flavin adenine dinucleotide binding; transcription factor binding; chromatin binding
Source: RefSeq, a predicted model, not a curated record
AUCUGAGCCGUUCAUAGACGAACCGUUUGUUUUUCCCUUUUGUUUGAUAACUUCACAAUUGUAUUGUUUAUUUGUUAUAAACUAAUUUUUUGACUUUCAGUAUAUUAAUUUGAUCUUUUAACCGCACAAUGUCUACCGAGGAAGAUGUUUUAACCAGUGAUGAACAUGGUAAUCGUGAAACCCGGCGCAACCUUAAUAUGGUUAAUACCCCUGGCUCUGCUAGCGGUACAAGUGCAUCUAACAUUAAUAACACUUUAAACGCGAGUAAUAUUGGAUGUUCUGGACUAAAUUCUAACAGUGAUCAGAAUUCUGCUCGUGAAGCUGCUGACAAUGACAGUGACAGUGGUGAAGAUCCGACUGGAUUAGAAGGAGCUGCUUUCCAAUCCAGAUUGCCUUUUGAUAAAAUGACUGCCCAGGAAGCCCAAGCAUUUUCAGAAAUUAAUAAUGGUCCCACACAGGGUGUAAAAAUAUUUCUCCACAUUCGAAACAGGAUCCUUCAAUUGUGGUUAGAAAAUCCUAAACAAGAGUUGACUUUCGAUGCCGCUCUCUCGCAAUUGGAUCCUCCUUACGAUUCUGAUGGUCCUUUAGUUAUGAGGAUUCAUGCCUUCUUGGACAGACAUGGUUAUAUUAACUUUGGAAUUUUCAAAAAACUCCGUCCCCCUCCUAGCCAUAAUGUUGGAAAAGUGAUUAUCAUUGGAGCAGGUAUUUCAGGCCUGGCUGCAGCCCAACAACUUACUCGUUUUGGCAUGGAAGUUGUCGUUUUAGAAGCAAGGGAUCGAGUCGGUGGAAGAGUUGUAACAUUCCGUAAAAAUAAUUUUAUCGCCGACUUAGGCUGUGUCGUGGUUAACGGUUUAGGUGGUAAUCCUAUGGCUGUAAUUGCCAAACAAAUCAAUAUGCAACUAAACAAAAUCAAACAAAAGUGCCCGCUUUACGAAUCGAAUGGCGCUACAGUGCCAAAAGAGAAAGACGAAAUGGUUGAAAGGGAAUUCAACCGACUAUUAGAAGCUACAAGUUAUCUUUCACAUACACUCGAUCUCAAUCAAGUUAAAGGUUGCCCCAUUUCACUUGGCCAAGCCCUAGAAUGGGUUAUUCAGCUUCAGGAAAAGAGUGUUAAGGAGAAGCAGAUAGAACAUCUCAAGUUGAUUGUCGAGCUCCACGAUAAACUGAAAGCAAAUCAACUUCAGAUGAUGGCGCUUAUGGAUAAAGUUGAGCAGUUACAUAAGGAACAUAAAGAAUUAUCAGAUAACAGAAAUCGAGAUAUUACACAAGAAUUUUAUUUUAGAGAAAUCUCGAGAGAUACUCGAUCUAUUUAUAAAGAGCUGGACUUACUUUUAGAGCAAGAAAAAGAGAUCGAGUAUCAAAUUAGAGAUUUAGAAAGCAAUUAUCCAAGUGAUGUCUACCUUUCAUCUCGAGACCGUCAAAUAUUGGAUUGGCAUUUCGCUAAUUUAGAAUUCGCUAAUAACACUCAUCUUAAUAACUUAUCAUUAAAACAUUGGGACCAACAUGAUGACUAUGAGUUUUCCGGCAGUCAUUUGACUGUUGGUAACGGAUUUUCAUGUGUCCCAAUGGCAAUGUGUGAUGAUCUACCUCCAAAUUGUAUCAUUACUAAUCGAGCAGUUAAACAUAUACGUGUAGACAAAAUAGGAGUUGAAGUCCUUGCAUAUGACCCGAAACGUCUUUACGCCUCACAAUCAGGCUCGACUCCGCAGCCAUGUCUUUUUUCAUAUACGGCUGAUGCAGUAUUGUGUACGUUACCUCUUGGUGUUCUUAAACAGUCUGUUGGUCAGAACAGUGGAAGUCCAUCAUUAAUGUCCAACAGUAUACAAUUCAUUCCACCUUUACCUGAUUGGAAAGUUCAAGCAAUACAACGCUUAGGUUAUGGUAAUUUGAACAAAGUUGUCCUUUGUUUUGAUAGAGCUUUUUGGGACCAGGACAGUAACUUAUUUGGUCAUAUUGGAAGCACCACCGCUUCAAGAGGAGAACUAUUUACAUUUUGGAGUCUGUAUAAAUCGCCCGUUUUAAUGGCUUUAGUUGCUGGUGAAGCUGCCAAUAUUAUGGAGAAUGUUACCGAUGAUGUUAUUGUUGGUCGAUGUUUGACCGUUUUAAAAACCAUUUUUGGUAGUGCAAUUGUUCCUCAGCCCAAAGAAACCGUAGUUACACGGUGGAAGACUGACCCUUGGACAAAAGGCUCUGGUUCUUAUGUUUCUGUUGACUCUUCUAUUUAUGACUAUCACGUCUUAGCGGCACCCGUAGUUUUUCCAAGCGAAGUAACAUCCGAUUCAAAUGAGCAAAUCGUCAAACAAAACGUUGCUAGACUAUUUUUCGCCGGUGAACACACAAGUCAUAACUAUCCAGCAUCCAUUCACGGUGCUUUACUCACCGGGUUCAGGGAAGCUGCUCGUAUAGCGGACCAGUUUCUUGGUGCACCUUACAUUGCUUAAAACCAUUCGGAUCAUUAUCAUUGUUUUCUCCCCCUCUUCCCAAAAACCUAUUUUUCCUCCUUCCCUCAAAAUUUACAUUCAUUCCGUCUUUUUAUAAUCAAAAAACAAUUGUAACAGUUCUCGUUUGAACAACAAGUGCCUUUCAUGAUCUCAAAAGUCGAACCAAAGAUUAUCCUAAUCACAUUCAAAAAAUUAUUAACUUGGACUACUAAAGUUUAAAGAAUCUAUUGUAUUUGUAUUAUUUUUUUCUUCGAACCAAAGUAAACUGAUCAAACUGGAACCAUUUUUAUUGAGUUGAAUAAUGCGAAAACUUCCAACUAAAUAAA